AAUGUAAAAGUUUAAUGGAGUUCGAUCAUUAGUGAAUCUAACUAAAUUCAAAGCAAGUGAUCACCAUCUAAAAGCUACUCAUCAUCAACCAAAUAGACCAGAUUUAAUGACUAAAGUUGAUAUUGAUAAAUAUAGAGUCUUCAUUAACAUGCAUCCAGAAGCAAGAGAAAGAUUUUUUGCUACUUACACAUGGUUACCUAAAAUCACACCGUAUUUCAUUAUUCAAUUAUUUAAUUUAGACUAUAUAAUUCAACUAUUGCCAAAUAUAUUGCAACUUCAUUCUCAAGUGUAUAAGCUGAAGCUGUUUCUGAUGUCUAUUUCCCACCUAAAGUAAUACAUCCAUUCAUUCCCUUUAGCUUCAUGAAAAUGGCAUUAAUAUUUAUACCUCAUAUAGAUUCGGAAAAGCCUUUAGAUAUGGCAGAUCUUUAGAAAUUGUGGGAGGAAUCUUCUUCUUAACUACUAAAUAUCCCAUCUAUUAUGCUCUUGUUGCCCUUUUUGGCUACACUGUAGGAUUCAAUGUACAAACUAAUUAUAAAUAUUAGGCCUACUUCUAUGAACUCACAAGAAGAACAGUUAUCAGAAUGGAUUUAUUACCUCAUACACAUUAAAUUGUAUGUCAAAAAGUUGGUGCCUUUGGAUAAGUGAUCACUAAAUUGCAUCAAAUAUCUGAUUUGGAACAUGUUAAUUUUUCAGAACAAGAAACAAAAGGUAAUCUUUAUUCAUAUUAAUAUUAAUUUAGAGAAUUACUUUUGGAAUCUCCAUUACCAUAAAUUAGAUAGAAAUCUAAUCUUCAAAGAUAAAUCAACUGGAGAAUAUCUCACUUUUGACAGUGAAGGAUGGUGGGAUAGAUAAGCCUUAGAGCAUGAAUUGCUUAAUUGAUU
This is a messenger RNA of Paramecium pentaurelia, 881 nucleotides long. The record is from the annotation of a GenBank genome assembly. NCBI's taxonomy places the organism in Eukaryota, Ciliophora, Oligohymenophorea, Peniculida, Parameciidae.